Momordica charantia (bitter melon) is the source of this 2122-nucleotide messenger RNA. RefSeq names its product DNA polymerase alpha 2 (gene POLA2). Gene Ontology annotation, molecular function: DNA binding. Gene Ontology annotation, cellular component: alpha DNA polymerase:primase complex. The record is from RefSeq and is a predicted model, not a curated record. Lineage: Eukaryota; Viridiplantae; Streptophyta; Magnoliopsida; Cucurbitales; Cucurbitaceae. Gene Ontology annotation, biological process: DNA replication; DNA replication initiation.
ACUCAAAAGAGAAACCGCGGGAUCUUUUCAAACCCUAAAAUACUGCGAUUAGAGGCACUGCCAUGGAAGAAGAGAUCGGAGCAGAGUUCAAGAGGAGUGGUUUCACGUUCGAUGAAGAGGAAGAGAUUCUCAAGAAAUGUCUCACGUUCUGUGUUAAUUACAAUCUAAAGCCUUCGGAUAUAGUUUCUAGCUGGGAAGUUUACUAUCUCAACAGGCAAUUAGAUGGGUCAGUGGUACAGAUUUCACAGAUGGAUGGAUUUUUACAACAUUUACAAAAUGAGCAAAAACAAGCAGUCAUUAAAGGGGAACCGGAUCUUCAUAUUUAUUCGAGCAAAGAUGUGGACAUGAUUUUGAAUGACGAGGAUGAAGAUACAAACGAAGACAUUCUUAAAACUCCAAAUGGGAAAUCUCAGAGCCUCCACAAGGAGCGAUUUGACUCAACACCUUACACAAAUGAAGGCUUGUUCUCUUCGGGGAAGCCUUCAAAGCAUGUGACACCCUUCGGCCAAAGAAGAGAAAAAUUUGUUGUGAGGUUCAGCAUUAAUGGCGUGCCUGAUAACGAGACUCCUGAAAAGGAAGAUAAUUGCGAGAAUGAUGAGGAUGCAAUCAUCAAGAAGGUUCAACCCCUACAAGGAUGCUCCUUGACAGUCCUUGGAUCAGGAUCUGGACUUGAAGACAAUUUCAGGUUCAUGCAUGACAAGGUUGAAGAUAGGUCUAAUGCUCUUGAUAACCGAAUCAUGAAGUAUGCCAAAGCUCUUUCUGCAUCUGGGCAAUAUGAGGAAGCAGUGGACCCUACAGCGGCUUCGCAGAAAAGCAUGUUUGCAGUAGGCAUGAUCUGUUGUGAUGGUGAAGGACACUUAAACGAUAAGUCCACCUUGUUACAAUGCAGUUUUGAGCAUUCAGGGGGGCAGCGAGUUCGUCUAGAAUUACAAAACUUAAACCAGUUUUCAAUCUUUCCUGGCCAGGUAGUAGGUAUUGAAGGGCAUAAUCCUAGUGGACACUGCUUGAUUGCAUCCAAACUUGUAGAUUAUUUUCCUUUGUCUGCCACUGUUGACCCCAUUCUACCUCCAGCAAAGAAGAGAGCUUUGAACCAUGAUAUCCAGCCAAUGGAUCAAUCUUCUACACAGUCAAAAUUAUCAAUGAUUAUUGCAUCAGGCCCCUAUACAACAACAGACAACUUAUUGUUUGAGCCGUUGACAGAGUUAUUAGCAUAUGCAAGAAGGAAGCUUCCUCAGCUACUAAUAUUGCUUGGGCCAUUUGUUGAUUCUGAGCAUUCUGAUAUCAAGAGAGGAAUUGUAGAGAUGAGCUUGGAGGAACUUUUUAACUUUGAAAUUCUCAGAAGGGUGCAAGAUUAUGCAGAACACAUGGGUCCUGAUGCACGUGUACUGUUGAUGCCAUCUGUAAGGGAUGCUAAUCAUGCCGAAGUUUUCCCUCAGCCUGCUUUUGACAUUCCAUCUGAACUUAAACUUCAGAUUUCCUGUCUCCCAAACCCAGGCAUUCUGGAAGCAAAUCAGGUAAAGAUAGCCUGCUGCACGACGGAUAUUCUCAGACACCUUAGUGGAGAAGAACUGUCGAGAAACCUAACCAAGGGAUCAACCAAUGACCGUCUGAGCACACUUGCAAGUCAUAUACUUCGCCAGCGAAGCUUUUAUCCUCUAUACCCUCCAGCCGAAGGAGUUCCACUGGACUUUUCACUUGCCGCAGAAGCUCUUGACAUCUCUGUAAUACCCGAUAUUCUUAUUCUUCCAUCCGACAUGAAACACUUCGUGAAGGUUAUAUCCCUUGGUGAAGGAGGAUCAGAGGAAGAGCGAGCGAGCUGCGUAUGUGUGAAUCCCGGAAGACUGGCCAAGGGCGAAGGAGGGGGCACUUUUGUAGAGCUUAGUUACUUUGGUGCGCCGGACCAGAUAAAUGCUGCAGUUGUCAGCAUAUGAAAACGGAAGAGCAGAGCGUUUGUCUUUCGUCAUUAUUUUCAAAUAUGAAAACCCAUUGUAUUGAAAUUCACUCACUGUACCAUAUCUUAGAAACGAGAGCUGAUCAAAAUAUCAGUAACUUUUUUCAAACAAUGAACUAAUUUGUUUAUAAGUAUAUCAAUUGCAUAUAAGCAUCAUGUAGAAAUUUUUAA